Molecule: messenger RNA, 600 nt
Organism: Arabis nemorensis
Lineage: Eukaryota; Viridiplantae; Streptophyta; Magnoliopsida; Brassicales; Brassicaceae
Source: the annotation of a GenBank genome assembly
AUGACACCGGCGGUUUCAAUUCCGCCGAGUGAAUCGCCGAUCCGUCGCGCCGAUCUCCGUCGUAACGGCAUUAAUCGUUUCGAUCCCAUCGAGAAGACCACGAUCGAGAGACGAUCCAUCUCUCGGAGAAGAGAGAUAACCAAUCUCAUCGCGUGCUUAACCGUCUGCAAAUUUCCUCCGCCGUUGCUCAGAUCGAGAACCGUAACCAGAUCUAUCCAAGGUCUAUGUGCUCUAAUCGCGUCAGAGAUCAACUACGGAGACGGAGAAGCUUUCAAUUUCAUCACCACGACGUGCGUCUCGCUCCUCCUUCCGGUUUUAUUCCAGUUGCAAUUUAACCUCCAGAUUACCGGAGAUUUGAGGAACCGAAUCAGAAUCGGUGAAAAAACCAGGAAAUUCGUCUCCUUCGUCGUCGUUUUCGUCAGAUUCCGAUAUAAACAUGGUCUAAACAUCCCCAACCCAAAAUACCCAAAUAUUUUACUGAGUCGACUCGGCCGCUUCAUAUCGCAAGUGAGAGAUCUUCUUCUUUCGUAUCCGUUUUUGGCUCCUGAUUUUAAUCUUGUAAUAUUUUCUUCUUCAAUUUGUGAUCUUUUUCUUCUAUAA